Messenger RNA from Vollenhovia emeryi, 953 nucleotides. RefSeq lists its product as uncharacterized. The transcript has 2 exons. Lineage: Eukaryota; Metazoa; Arthropoda; Insecta; Hymenoptera; Formicidae. The record is from RefSeq and is a predicted model, not a curated record. The coding region runs from base 1 to 516 and encodes 171 amino acids.
AUGCGAUCUGUUAUUAAUUCUUGCAAUCCUUGGUCUUCUAUCUUUCCUAGAUCACAAACAGAUAGUGAUACCGAAGCAGCUCUAAAAGAAUUAGAUAAAAAAUGUAAUAACGUCGAUACACCCCAUGUCAGACGUCUGCUUUACGAAACAUUUAUAGUUCGACGAUCUUGGAUCGAAAAAGAAGCCACAGAAAUAUCCAGCAUAGUUGCGAAGUAUCCACAAUUAGCAGUUUAUGACUUGAUCAUUUUCGAGUUUAUAACUUUGAAAAAGAUAACGCUGGAAACCUUGCUAGAAAACGUUAACGCGAUGAUUGGGAAGUUGUCCGCACAUUAUUGCGCCAAUGAGGCUAUCACAGAAAAAUCGAAAGCUUCUGUUCUCGUAAAGCUACAUGAAGAACUCGCUAACAAAAAAAUAAAAAAGACGGUGAACCCUCUCUUUAUAGUAAAGGAGGUAAUUAUCAGACAAAUCUUUUCAUGUAUAUAUGUAUUACACAGGGUUGGGAAAGUUACUUUAUAAAAGUAACUAUGUUACAGUUACAGUUUUUCGCUAACAAUGUAACUACCCAGGUAGCAUUUUGUCAGGGCGUGCCCGAGGUUCGUAAAGGACCUAGACAGGCAUGCCCUAAAAUAGGCCAGGCAAUGUAGGGCCUAGACAGGCAUGCUCUAAAUUAGCCCUGCCAUCGUUGGGCCUAGAUAGAUCCUACUAAGGUAAAUUCUUAGUGGAAUUUCCUGAACGGGCCCUGAGUAGGCACUGACGUAAAUACCCCUAACAAGGCAUGCCGUCGUUGGGCCUAGAUAGGUCCUACUACGGUAAAUUCUUAGUGGAAUUUCCUGAACGGGCCCAGAAUAGGCACUGACGUAAAUACCCCUAACAAGGCAUGCCGUCGUUGGGCCUAGAUAGGUCCUACUAAGGUAAAUUCUUAGUGGAAUUUCCUGAACGGGCCCUGAAUAGGC